Messenger RNA from Cynocephalus volans (Philippine flying lemur), 963 nucleotides. RefSeq names its product emerin-like. The record is from RefSeq and is a predicted model, not a curated record. Gene Ontology annotation, cellular component: nuclear inner membrane; spindle; nuclear envelope. The coding region runs from base 38 to 316 and encodes 92 amino acids. Gene Ontology annotation, molecular function: actin binding; beta-tubulin binding; cadherin binding. Gene Ontology annotation, biological process: negative regulation of canonical Wnt signaling pathway. NCBI's taxonomy places the organism in Eukaryota, Metazoa, Chordata, Mammalia, Dermoptera, Cynocephalidae. The transcript has 4 exons.
CUUCGCCUCCCGCCUCCCGGUGCUGGCUGCGCCCGUCAUGGACGACUGUGCGGUUGUGUCGGACCCCGAGCUGGCCGCCCUUCUGCGCUAUUUCAUCCCGCACGGGAACGUCUUGGGUUGUAAUGACAAGUACUAUGAGGAGAGUUACCUGACCACCAGGACUUCCAGGGAGGCCGAUUCUGUGGGUACAUCCAAGGGCUUCCACCAGACGGUGACUUUGCUCUCAGAUGCUGACACCUUCCACCACCAGAUUCGAGAUGACAGUCUUUUGUCUUCUUCCGAAGAGGACAGAAAGGAUAGGGAACACCCUGUGUAAGGCUUGGUCAUUGCCUACCAGAGCAUCGCACACUACCGCCACAUUUCCAGCAUCUCCAAAAGCUCCCAGGACCUGUCCUAUUAUCCUACAUCCUCAUCCUCCUCUUCUUUAUCCUCAUCUUCAUGUUCCUGCCCUUCAUGUCUCACCCGAUACACCAUCCAGCCAGGAAAGCAGGCCCUUAGGGUCCCGCUCUGGAGCCAGCUGCUGCUUUUCCUGCUGUUAGUUGCCUUGCUGCCCUUUGUUUACUACAACUGGGAGCUUCAAGAGGGCAACCCCUUGUGGAUGGAGCCCUGAGGGUUUUCGGCUUCAGAGCCAUCUCUUCUCAGAAGUCCUGGCUGACUUCUUCAGCAGUGUUUGAUGGGGGUGAGGGUGUGGGUUUUUCGUGUGUUCUAGCUUCAGGAGGCUGGGCCUAGCCUGAGGCAGUGUUUGUUCUCCCUGCCUUGUCCUGCCAGGGAGGCAGCAGACUCAGGCCCUCCAGUGUAUGGUGGUCCUGGGCUUGCGUUCCUCUGGAGCCUCCUGUCCCUGGUUGCGUGUGACCCUUAAGGCCUGGGAGGUAAAGAACUCACUCCCAAGGAGAAUACGGUUGUUGUCAUGCAUGCCCCUUGCUCAUUGACACCUUGUUGGCCAAAGGCCUCCCUGACUUUGUU